AUGCCUUCAAACAAACUGCAACACGAAGAAACUGUGUUUAUUAAUCGACUUAAUAAGCUAAUAUCCGCAAAUGAAAAACUAACUGGAAAUACCUCAGAUAAAGAGGCGACAAACAGGUAUAUUAUACCUGAUAACAUUGACGAAAAACAUCUGGAGGAACAAGCCGAACAAUUGUUGAACCAGCUCAUUUUAGAUAACAAUCUAAACGAUGAUAUGGAUGAUAUUUAUAGCUUGAUAGACGAUACCACAGCUUCGCCAACGAUGGCCUCUGACCCUACAACUAGCAUUGAUUCAUUUGAAAAGGCAAAUAAGAAACUUCAACAACUGGAGGACGUAUUUUUAACCACCGUCCCUAAUAGCAGCGAUAUCCAUCUUGAUGUGGAUGAAACAACAGAUGAAUUGAUACAAAAAAUGAAAGAUAUGGCUCAUUUAGACAGUAAAUACGAACAAUUUAUCGAAUCAACGGACCAAGAGCUGAAAGAGCGAUACUUGAAAUUGAAAAAAGACGCACCGAAACUUCCUGAUAGUUACGGGUUAGCUGCUGCAAGUGACAAAAAUAAACCUAGGGGCACUGUGCCUUCUUCGAUGUCUAAGGACGAACUCUUACAUAAUGAGAUGGAGGAUUGGUGCUGCAUAUGCAAUGAAGACGCAACAAUUGUAUGUGAAGAUUGUGAUGAUGAGGACAAUAAAUAUUGCAAAGAUUGUUUUUACCAUCUACAUCAAAGCGAAGAGGCUGAUUACGAAGCAACAAAACACAAAAGCAAAAUUUAUCGUAGGCUACUUUGA
Mycotypha africana is the source of this 786-nucleotide messenger RNA. RefSeq lists its product as uncharacterized. The transcript has 4 exons. Lineage: Eukaryota; Fungi; Mucoromycota; Mucoromycetes; Mucorales; Mycotyphaceae. The coding region runs from base 1 to 786 and encodes 261 amino acids. The record is from RefSeq and is a predicted model, not a curated record.